CCUAUCAAGCUUGAUAUUUUGAACAUUUUUGCAGGAAUAUAAACAUUUAGUCAUACGGAUUAUAAUUCAAAUAAGCCUCUCGGCAUCUAACUUAUGAUGUUUUAAUUCUACAUAAUUAGGUAAACUUUCAAAGCCUAUAAUUCAGAAGCCAGCAAAGAUUUUACAAAAAUACCUCUUUAAAAUUUCUUCCGUAUGAUUCUGUAUGAAAGCAAAUGUUUUUUUUCCGGGGGUUAACUUACAUGCAGCAAGCUAGAUUUUCAGGUAAAUCGACAGUGAGAUACUGUAAAGUUUGCAAAAAAAAUGCAAUGAAAAAGUAGGUAUUUAAUAAAUUAUAAAAGUGUUUAAAAUAUGGUACAUAAGGACAAAAAAGAAAAAAAGAAAUAAAAGAAAUAAUUAAAAAGAAACAAAGAAAACAAGCGAUGUCACAUUUAUCAAAGACAGCUAGUGGGAUUUGUCCUAAGUUGAGUUAAAAACGCACUGUUCUAACCAUGCUACAUGUAAAAAAAGUAUUCCAUAUUGCCUUAAGGUAGGGGAUGUGACGCUUUUGAGGGCGUUGGGAACGGUGAGCUAAUUUUAAAGAGUCACUGGCUUAUCAUUUAUUUUCGUAAGAUUGAAAUUUAAGUUUUAAGUUUCGAAAAUGUCACAUUAAUAAUACAUUUAGAAGUUUAAAUUAAAAAUCUUUCAAAAUGAUUCGCGCCUUAUAUCAAAAACAGAAUGUCCUUGUGCAAACAAUUCCGAAAAGAUUAGCAUCCUUCGUUGCUGUGGAACCUGACACUUCAAAGAAGCAUGGUUCGUAUAUAAAGGGAAGAAUCUUCUUACCGAGUUCAUCGCAUGAGGAUAUGCCACACCACUUGAGUUAUUCUGCCAAUCCUAACUUGAAAGUUUUUCAAUUUUACGGCGACCCCAAUAACAUCAAAACAAUUGCUGAGUCAUUCAGAAAAUGCAUUGAUGAUAAUUUACCAAACAGCAGUGCCAUACUAUUCAAGAAGCUUCCGAUUAAUAACGAAUUUGUUUUUAACGAAAUGAUCAAAUACUCCAACUACAACGCAAUGCAGUAUAUAUCAGGAAAUGUAAGUCGAGGUACAGUGGUUGGAAAUGUCUACGAAUCAACUGCCGAACCGCCUGAACUUAGCAUAGACCUUCACAAUGAAAUGUCUUAUCUUAAAUGGUACCCUAAAAAGAUCAUGUUUUGCUGUCUCGUCCCACCAGAGAUUGAAGGUGAGACUCCUGUUUGUUUUAACAGAGAAUUUUCACCAAAACUCGAUCCAGAUUUCGUUGCAAAGGCAGAUGAAAAGAAAAUUCGAUACAUUCGUAAUUAUGGAAACAGAGAGAAUACAAGUUACAUGACAUGGCAAACUAUCUUUAACACAGAAUCGCGAAAGAAAGUCGAAGAGGUAUUAAGGGCCUUAGACAGUGACUGGGAAUGGCAUUCCGACGGAACGCUAACUUCUUGGCAUAUUGGAGAAGCUUUUAUAACUCAUCCAAAAACGAAAGAAAAGAUUUGGUUCAAUCAACUCGCUGCAGCUCACAAAUCGUAUUAUUUCGACCACCCGGACUUUUAUAACCGACCUGACCUCACUGUAAAGCAGAUACCACUGCAUACGACUUAUGGAGAUGGAGAGGAGGUUGAAUUGCGUCAUAUAGAUCACCAUCGUAUGGUUCAAUGGAAUUCAGCAUUUGGUUUUCAAUGGGAGCAAGGAGAUGUGCUAGUGUUAGAUAAUUUACUGGCUCAGCAUGGAAAAUUAAGUUUUCAAGGUCAACGAAAGCUUGUUGUGUCCUUAAUUGACGAAUAAGGAGAUUUUUUUUAUUUAAUUAGCGAUGGAAUCGAUUUUUUAAAUUCACAUAAAUAUUGUCGUGUGCCGUAAGUUUUUAUGAUUAUGUUCGAAUAUUUUCUUUUUUAAUUUUAAAAGGGGUGUAGCUUCAGUGCUUUGUUAAGGUGAAACUUA
Molecule: messenger RNA, 1946 nt
Organism: Hydractinia symbiolongicarpus
Lineage: Eukaryota; Metazoa; Cnidaria; Hydrozoa; Anthoathecata; Hydractiniidae
Product: dapdiamide synthesis protein DdaC-like
Exons: 3
Coding region: 687-1793 (368 amino acids)
Molecular function (GO): oxidoreductase activity
Source: RefSeq, a predicted model, not a curated record